Symphalangus syndactylus (siamang) is the source of this 782-nucleotide messenger RNA. RefSeq names its product transmembrane protein 217B (gene TMEM217B). NCBI's taxonomy places the organism in Eukaryota, Metazoa, Chordata, Mammalia, Primates, Hylobatidae. The record is from RefSeq and is a predicted model, not a curated record.
AUGAAUGUCAGGAUGUUCUCCCUCAUGGUGGGCAUCUUCUCUGUCCUCAAUACCAUCCAGUUCUUCAUCUUUAACCUGAACCAGAAGACAUACAUUGGCUGUGAGGCCAAGUUCAGCAUCUAUGUGGACUCAAAGUUGGAGCUAGUCACUUGGAUCCUGUUCCACAGGGUUAACAUCAGCACUGGCCUCUCCCUCGCCACCAUCAUAAUCAGCUGCUUCCUCCUUUAUUGUAUCCACAAGAAUAUCUACAUGGGGCUGCUGAUCUAUGCCAUGUGGGUCAUCACUUACGAGCUCAUCAACUUCUCCACAGUCCUGCUCCUCAGCAGGAUCAUCAAAGAUCACUUCAAGAAGCUGAGUUACUUGCACUGGAUCUUCCAAAUCUCACACACGCUCCUGCACUUUUUCUGUCUGCCCUUCAUCGUCAAGCACGCAUACAACCUUUACAAGGAAUCCCAGACUGUGAGCAGGAAGCGCCGCCACCGGCUCUCCUCCACCAUUGGAAUGAACUCAUGACUACCUGUCCGUCUGGGAAUGUUGUACCGGAAGUUAAACUGAACCGUACCAGGAAAGGUGGGAGGGAAUGGUGCUCCUCAACAAUGGGACCCUCCCUGCCCUGCCUGUCUUCUGUUGAUGCUGCUUGGUUUGUCAGGGCUUUUGAGUUUUAUGCACUGAGGAAUGAUUAUCGGGAGAGGGCAGGUUGUGAGGAUCAAUUAUUUUAUAGAUGUGUUGUGUGACCUGUUUUAGCAGUUAAUGAUAUGUGGCCUUGUGCUUACUUAACCGUC